UCCAACUAUGAAGUAGGAGCAAAGGAGAAGAGCAGGCCAAGGGAGUGAGGGAAACGGAGGCUCUUCUAGUUAAACUGAGCUCGGAGGUCUCUCUAAUGGCGACUGCGACAACAUCCCUCCCUCUGUCUGCUGUUUGCUCCAGUCGCCCCUCCUCAAAUGUUAAACGAAAGAAACAGCGGCCCAUCGUCGGCAACUUCAGUCACUUAGGUCAGGUGAUUCGUACUGACAUGGAGUUCUUGAAGAAGGGUAUCAACAAGGGGAUCAGCUGGGCCAGUGAGUCGCCUCGCCUUCAACAAAUCUCCAAGACCUUCAACGAUCUUCUUUGGAUUCGCAGCCUCGAGGACCCCAAGGCUUCCCCCGCCCCGCGUCCGUCUUGGCCUCAACCUUCCUACCCAGGACUAUCAGGCAUGGAUUUAUUCAUGGCUGAUUUAAAAGCUUUGGAGGCUUAUUCUAGUUACGUUUACCAUCUGUCCAAGAUUUGGUCUAGACCACUUCCUGAAAUCUACAAUCCACAGGAAGUUGCUGAGUAUUUCAGUUGCAGACCUCAUUUGGUGGCCCUUCGUCUAAUUGAGGUCUUUUCCUCCUUUGCUUUUGCUGCAAUCAAACUGCGAACAUUGGGGAUUUUCAAGUUUGAUAGAUCAGGUGUGGACAAAGGUGGUGCUGGGAACAUUUCAGAAUACCAUUUUGGGUCAGUGCUGAAAGAAACAAUGCUGAAUCUGGGUCCAACUUUUGUGAAAGUUGGUCAGUCACUUUCUACGAGGCCAGAUAUACUCGGGUCGGAGUUUUCCAAGGCACUAUCUGAGUUGCAUGAUCAAAUCCCUCCUUUUCCCAGGAAUGUGGCCAUGCAGAUCAUUGAGGAAGAAUUAGGCUCGCCUAUAGAAACAUUCUUCAGCUGCAUCUCUGAGGAACCUGUUGCUGCUGCUUCAUUUGGUCAGGUGUACCGUGGGGUUAUGCUUGAUGGGUCAAAUGUUGCUGUAAAAGUUCAGCGUCCUAACUUGCUUCAUGUGGUUGUGCGUGAUAUCUAUAUUCUUCGGCUUGGGCUGGGUCUAUUGCAAAAGGUGGCAAAAAGAAAAAGUGAUCCCCGGCUCUAUGCUGAUGAGCUUGGAAGAGGCUUGGUUGGGGAGUUGGAUUACACUAUAGAGGCCACUAAUGCUUAUGAGUUCAUGGAAGCGCAUUCCUCCUUCCCAUGUAUUUUUGUUCCAAAAGUGUUUAGACAUUUAACACAAAAGAGAGUUUUGACCAUGGAGUGGGUGGUUGGUGAAAACCCAAAUGAUUUGGUUUUUGCAUCUACUGGAAACUCAAGGGAUCAUGGAUCCUGGUAUUCAGAGAGGCAGCAGCUUGAGGCUAAAAAACAUCUUCUUGAUCUGGUUGAAAAAGGAGUGGAAGCAACACUUAUUCAGCUCCUUGAAACAGGGUUAUUGCAUGCUGAUCCACAUCCUGGUAACUUGCGUUACAUGAGCGGGGGACAAAUUGGGUUUUUGGAUUUUGGUUUGCUUUGUCGGAUGGAAAAAAAGCAUCAGUAUGCCAUGCUCGCAUCCAUAGUUCAUAUAGUAAAUGGGGACUGGGCUGCCCUUGUCCAUGCUCUGACUGACAUGGAUAUUGUAAAACCAGGGACUAAUGUACGGCAUGUAACCAUGGAUUUGGAAGAUUCAUUAGGAGAGGUAGAACUUCGAGAUGGAAUUCCUGAUAUCAAGUUCAGUAGGGUUCUCUCGAAAAUCUGGUCUGUAGCACUCAAAUACCAUUUCCGCAUGCCACCAUACUACGUGCUGCUCUUACGUUCUCUGGCAUCCUUUGAAGGAUUGGCUUUAGCUGCUGACAAAGGUUUCAAGACAUUUGAAUCUGCGUAUCCUUACGUUGUACAAAAACUUUUGACCGAUAAUUCGGCUGCCAUGAGGGGAAUUUUACAUUCGGUAUCCUCUACUUAAAACCUUUGCUUAUGAU
This is a messenger RNA of Telopea speciosissima, 1941 nucleotides long. RefSeq lists its product as uncharacterized. The transcript has 13 exons. Bases 96 to 1925 code for a protein of 609 amino acids. The record is from RefSeq and is a predicted model, not a curated record. NCBI's taxonomy places the organism in Eukaryota, Viridiplantae, Streptophyta, Magnoliopsida, Proteales, Proteaceae.